Schistosoma rodhaini is the source of this 3602-nucleotide messenger RNA. Lineage: Eukaryota; Metazoa; Platyhelminthes; Trematoda; Strigeidida; Schistosomatidae. The record is from the annotation of a GenBank genome assembly.
UAAAGGUGUCAGUUUGUAGUGAAGUAUUAAAAUAAACACCUAAAACUACCUUUCAGUUUAAUUUUAUAUUGAAUAUACAUUUUGACAACAAACAUCAGUUUAUAUAUACAGGAUAUUCCCCCAGCCACAUUGCCACAUUGUCAUUUUUAACCUAAAGCACACAUAUAUACAUGGAAAUUUCUUAGACUUAUUACUAUACAACCUUAAUGUUGACGUGUCUUCCCUACAAAAAAAUACUAAUCAAUAUGUACUACACAAUGUUUCGUGGAUAGAAUAGAUACCUUAACUACAAGAAUAUGUAAAAGGGUUAAAAAAUUGAAAUACAGUUAAGUGAUUAUUUGUUUUUUGGGGGGGGGUGAUUUCUUUCAUUCACAUCUAAGUAGAAUUCUGAUUCAAUCUGUAACGAAGAAGAAGAAGAAGAAGAGAAGGAAGAAGAAGACGAAGAAUGUUCUCUUUAUCAAAUUAACUUAAAUGUCAUAUGGAAUAGUUAUGAAUAUGAAUCUCUAUAUUAUAACUAGUUUCCUAUUAUUGGAUCCUGUAUUAUCAUCUAGAUUGAAUGCUUUUCAAAAUGUCAACAAUGUUCUUAUUCCAUUCAUUGAAAAUACUAUCAUCAAUAACUCUAUUGCUGCUGAUAUUGAUUUACAUAAUGGCAAAACAACAAUAUGUUCGUCUGAUAAUCCAGUUGUACAUACAUCUGUUGGGAUUUAUUGUGGAGUACGUGAAAUUGUUCAUUGGCCUAAUGGACCAGCAUCAAUGGUUGAUGUUUAUUAUGGUAUACGUUAUGCUCAAUCACCUACGGGUUCGUUACGUUUUAAAAAACCUGUAGAACCUAUCCCUGAACCAAAGAAAAUUUUUAUGGCUGAUAAAUUACCUCCUACUUGUCCACAACCAAAAGAUACCAUGUUUCAAAAUUCAGCGGCAGCUAGAAUGUGGGUACCAAAUACACCACUGUCAGAAGAUUGUCUUUUUUUAAAUAUUUGGGUACCUAUAAAAGAAUCGAAUGGUAGUCGUCCGAAUUCAAAAGAAAAACUUGCAGUUAUGUUAUGGAUAUACGGUGGUAGCUUUUAUAUGGGUACAUCAACAUUGAGCGUAUAUGAUGCGAGAUUUUUAGCUGCUAGACAAAAUAUUAUUGUUGCAUCAAUGAAUUAUCGUUUGGGUUCAUUCGGUUUCCUUUAUAUGAAUACAGAAGAGGCACCAGGUAAUAUGGGUCUCUGGGAUCAACGUUUAGCAAUGAAAUGGAUUAAAGAUCAUAUUGAACAUUUUGGUGGUGAUCCAUAUCGUAUCACUCUUUUUGGAGAAUCAGCUGGAGCCGUAAGCGUGAGUACACAUGUCGUCAGUCCAUGGUCUCAUUCAUAUUAUAACAAUGCAAUCAUGCAAUCUGGUUCGAUUUUUAGUAACUGGGGUCUUGCAACUAGUGAAGUAUCACUAAAUCAAACACAAAGGUUUGCCAAAAUUCUUGGCUGUGGAUAUCGUUCAUCAAAUGAUCAAAUUAAAUGUUUACGUUCAAAGUCAAUUACAGAAAUUUUAGAUGCUCAUGAUACAAUGUAUGAUCCAGCUAGUUAUUUCUCUGUACCCUUUCCACCUGUAUUAGAUAAUAAUUUCUUUCCAUAUGAAAAUAGUCAAUCUUUUCGUCAAUUAAAAUAUCUUAAACCAUCAGGAGCUUUAAUGUUUGGCAUAAAUAAAAAUGAAGGUAGUUACUUUUUAUUAUAUGCUUUUGUAUCAAAUUCAAAAUGGAUGAAAAAUUUGACUGAUUUACCAAUAACAAAUCGAAUGGAUUAUUUAAGAUGUCUUCGACAAGUUCUUGACCUUGAUGAUGAUGAUGAACGACCGGAAUUCACGGAACCAUUGAUACGUUAUACAGAUUUUGAAUAUCAAACUUAUCAACAACUGCCUACACUUAAAAGUUGGACUGAAAGACUAGAAGAGAUCAGUAGUGAUAGAAGUUUCAAAUGCCCUACAAUCAAUAUGGCGACUGCAGUAACUAAUGAUUAUCGUAUACCAGGUCGACGUCGUGCUCAUACACUUCCUGUGUACUUUUAUGAAUUUCAACAUAGAACAGUUUCAUUACCGAUGCCCAAAUGGACUGGUACAAUGCAUGGUUAUGAAAUUGAAUAUGUUUUCGGUAUUCCAUUUAGUCCUCAGUUUCAGGCUAGUUUUUAUCGAUUUACCGAUGAAGAACGUCAACUCAGUGAUAUUAUGAUGACAUACUGGGCUAACUUUGCACGCACAGGGGAUCCUAAUAUUUUACCAGAUGGUCGACAUGUGACUGACAAUUUAAAUCCAGAAGAUCCAGAUGAAAUAACUGGAGAUCAGUUAAAAGAUUCACUGAGUCACAAACAAGGGAGUAAAAAUCCAUUCAUUGGAUGGCCUGAAUUCCGAAAUAGUACAAAAGCUUACAUCGUUUUUCGUUCAGCUCCAGCAAACCUUCUUGUUAGCACAAGACCACGUCACCGUCAAUGCUUGUUUUGGCGUCGUUGGUAUCCGGCGUUACUACAACAAGUUGAGCGUAAUCGUCAGCAUUGUUUAAGCGUGUAAAAUUCAACACACAUUGAUGAUGAAUUCCUUACUACAAGUAUCAUCGAAUGUCAAUAGAGAUAACAAUGAGAGACAAUCAACAAGUGUUUUAUAAUAACUGAUUAGUAUAUCAUAGAUUGGUUGUGUGUGUUUGUUUGUUUGGUACUGAUACUGCUCAGGAAACUGAUGAAAACCUGACUAAAUAUACAUUACUUCAUUCAAAUACAUAAAUAGUAGUAUAUUUAGAUCUAAAGAGAAUAUUCAACCCAUCUUACCUAGAUGAUUGUUGUUUUUACACCUUAUUACAUAUAUAUAUGUAAACGUUUUCAACAUUCUAUCAAGUUUACAUUUUACCUGUUAUUAAAAACUUAAGUGAUUUGUAUGAGAAUAAUAAUUUCAAAACUGUAUGAACUAGACUCUGUUAGUUACUUACUUACUUAGUCCUUUUACUCCCAAUGGAGAAUAGGCCGCCGACCAGCAUUCUACAACCAACUCACUCUGUCAUGCGUCUUCUUUUCUAGUUCUAUCCAAUUUUUGUUCAUUCUUCUCAUGCCUGUCUCCAUUUCUCGGCGUAAUGUGUUCUUUGGUAUUCCUCUUCUCCCUUGACCUUCAGGAUCUCAUGUGAGGGCUUGUCUUGUGACGCAAUUGGUUGGUUUCCUCAAUGUGUGUCCUAUCCACUCCCAGCGCUUCUUCUUGAUUUCUUCCUCCACUGGAUGGAAUCUGGUUUGUUAUAUCCCACAGUAGAAUGUUGCUGAUAGUGUCUGGCCAACGGAUCCGAAGUAUCAUCCGUUGACCACUGUUAAUAAACACCUUUAUCUUAUGGAUGAUGACUUUCGUAGUUCUCCACGUCUCCACCCCAUACAAUAGAACUGUCUUGACAUUUGUAUUGAAAAUUCUAACCUUGGUGUUGGUUGACAAUUGUUUUGAGUUCCAGAUGUUCUUCAAUUGUAAAUAUGCUACUCUUGCUUUGCCGAUCCGUGCCCUCACAUCUGCAUCAGAUCCAAUGUGUUCAUCGAUAAUGCUGCCCAGAUAUAUAAAGGUUUUCAACUAGACUAUGUGCUUAAGGUUAAAUGAAUCAGGAAAUUAUC